CUUUGGUUGACGGAUGGGCCAGACACAAUUACACCACUCUGUUCUCGAAUUUAACACUUUUUUAAAAUUUUCCUAAAAUACUUAUCAGUUACUUUUCCAAUCAGCAGCACUUAUUUAACAGGAAAAUACGUCACUUUUAAUGGUUGGCCUGUUACAUCCGGUUAUUUCCUUCAUCAUAAACAGUGGUGAAGAACACCAGGAGCAAAUGCCAGGAGUUGAGUUUUCAUUAAAACAAAAUUAUGACUGGUGUGUUAACUGCAUGCCAAAUUUAUCAGAGCAAACAACGACAAUUGCCUCCUAAGUUACUUUAUAACCGGUUGCUGACAAGCAAUGUCGAAUUUAAAAAGCUAUUUUUUUAAAUGCAGUCUGGCACAGUGCAAACUGCUAAUUAGCACAAAACACAAAGUACAACUGAGGAUGAUGAAAAUGUCACUAGUUUUGCAGGUAUUUAGACAUAAACCAAAGUGCUGUACCAAUUCAAAUGAACUGAUGAAAGAGCGACUGAAAAAGUCAGGAUCAUCAAAGCUAUUACAAUUGAUCCUGAGGAGAACAUGAAUGUCUGUACCAAAUGUCAUGACAAUUCAUCAAAUAGUUGUCAAGCUAUUUCACUAAAAAAACAAAAGUGACAACCUUCCGAUGGCGCUAGGGAUAAAGUCAGGGGUUCACAAAGUCACUAGGAUUCAUCCUCUGGGUAUCAUGGAUGUCUGUACAAAAUUUCAUGGCAAUCCAUCCAAUAGUUAUAGAGAUAUUUCAGUCUGGACCAAAGUGGCGGACUGACCGACUGACCAAACCAUCAACAUUACCAUCCAUAAGAAGGAAAGAAAAAGCUAAUACUAAAUGAGUUUUUGUAAGGUGCAUUAGUUUAAAAUAUAUAUUGGAAAAAAAUAUAGGAAAAGAUCCAAAUGAGGGGCAAAACUACCUUCUGAAGGGAAAGUGAAUUUCUGUCCCUGAUAGGAAUUGGGGUCACGUGGGUACAAAGGCAGUAAAGGGGCCCCUGGAGUUGUGUAAAUAGGAUCAAUAAGUCCCAGGCACAGGUUGUCAUAAUAAGCUUUCUCAGUUCCUCGAAAAGAUGAUCAGUAAACUCAAGAAGUGAGACAGAAAGAAGGACUUUGAUCAUCACUCGUGCCCCGCUCGUCUCUUUAAAGAUGCGUCACUUCUUGGACAUCCUCAGUGAAGCUGCUUUAACAGACCCAGCAUCUUAUUUCAGAUAAUCAGAUAAUCAGCAGAGAUGGCAAAUGUAGACAACCUCAUCGAGCACAUAGGAGACUCUGGGCCUUUCCAGAAGAAGAUUGUUACACUUGGUUCAUUUCCGUUGGUACUUUUUGCUUUUGUGCUUGUCGGGGUUGUUUUCUUAGGGCACACUCCGGAUCACUGGUGUCGGAGUCCUGGAUCUGAGCUCCUCCGGGAGGAAUGUGGCUGGACAGAAGUCGAGGUGCGGGAAGUCACGACUCCCCACUCUGAACAGUCAGGAUCCUACAGCCGCUGCAUGAGGUUUGCAGUGGACUGGAGCAAAAUGCAAAACAAAUGCAGCGAACUUGACUGGCUGCUGACUCUUAAUGCAACCGAGUUGGCGCCUUGUGAUGGCAGAUGGGAGUUUGAUAAAAGCCACAGCACUAUUGUUUCUGAGUUCUCGUUGGUCUGUGAGAAAUCCUGGCUCGCUGAUCUGAAUCAAGUUUUCCUGGCUUGUGGGUAUUUUAUUGGAGCUUUUGUCACUGGCUACAUCGCCGACAGGUUUGGUAGAAAGCCAUGCUUCAUUGUAUCGAUGGUUGGCCUUGGUAUCUCAGGUAUCGGGGUAAUGCUGUCGCCGUGGUACCCGCUGCUGCUCGCCUUUCGAUUUCUACAAGGGUUUUGCGGAAAGGGAGCAUGGGUGGCCAUCUAUGUACUUGUGAUAGAGUUCUUUGGAUCAAACAACAGAAAAUUUGUGUCCAUGGUGAAUCGGACUUUCUACUCCAUCGGCAUGGUCAUGCUGCCAGGUCUGGCUUACUUCCUGUCCUCCUGGAGGACUCUGCAGCUGAUCAUGAGUCUGCCCUGCAUCCUGUUUAUCUUUUACCUCUGGCUUGUUCCUGAAUCUCCACGUUGGCUGUUCUCACAAAAAAGAACGACAGAGGCCAUGAGAGUUGCCGCGGACAUUGCAAAAUGCAACGGGAGAUCUUUACCCCAUAAUCUUCCAGAGAUAAUUCUUUUGGAGGAAAAGAAAGAAGUGAAUCCUGUAUCAGUAAUGGAUUUGUUUAGGACACCAAGCAUAAGAAAAAACACACUCAUUUUAACUUAUGCCUGGUUUACGAGUACCGUUGUGUUUCAAGGCCUGGUCUUGCGGCUGGGGAUCACAGGCAACAACCUCUACUUGGAUUUCUUUAUUUCUGCUGCGGUGGAACUUCCCACCGGCCUCAUCUUCUACCUGCUGGUCGACAGAGUCGGUCGACGCUCCCUCAUGGCCAUCACCAACUUCACCGGCGGCAUCGCCUGCCUCGUAGUCCCCUUCGUCUCCUCUGAUUUUGCCGUGUUGAAAAAGUCGAUUGCGAUCAUCGGGAGGCUUGCUGUCGCCAUUGGAAUUGAGACCGUGAACUUUGCAAACGCAGAGAUGUAUCCAACACCUCUGAGAAAUUUGGGUGUGUCAGUGUGCUCAUCAGCCAGUGACUUCGGAGCAAUUGUGGCCCCGUUUCUGCUCUACAGACUGGCCAGUAUCUGGCAGGAGCUGCCUCUUUUACUUUACGGUGUGAUGUCGGUGCUGUACAGCAUAUUGGUGACGAGGUUGCCUGAGAUGAGCGGAGUCGCCCUGCCAGAGACCAUCGAGGAUGUGGAGAAUCUGGGAAGGGGGAAAGACAAGUCAAAGGAAGCAGAGGGCUUUAUUUUAUGA
Messenger RNA from Sebastes umbrosus (honeycomb rockfish), 2857 nucleotides. RefSeq names its product organic cation transporter 2 (gene slc22a3). The transcript has 11 exons. Gene Ontology annotation, cellular component: membrane. Gene Ontology annotation, molecular function: transmembrane transporter activity. Gene Ontology annotation, biological process: transmembrane transport. The coding region runs from base 1229 to 2857 and encodes 542 amino acids. The record is from RefSeq and is a predicted model, not a curated record. NCBI's taxonomy places the organism in Eukaryota, Metazoa, Chordata, Actinopteri, Perciformes, Sebastidae.